Molecule: messenger RNA, 1908 nt
Organism: Mytilus trossulus (common blue mussel)
Lineage: Eukaryota; Metazoa; Mollusca; Bivalvia; Mytilida; Mytilidae
Exons: 7
Coding region: 1-1908 (635 amino acids)
Source: RefSeq, a predicted model, not a curated record
AUGUCAUCUGGACCAACAUUUAAUUUUUAUUAUACCUACGGAGGAGCAUUAUGUUUUCUAGUCUGCAAAGAUAAGGGACAUAUAGACACAGGCAAAUAUAAGGGACAUAUAGACACAGUCAAAGAUGAGGGACAUAUAGACACAGUCAAAGAUGAGGGACAUAUAGACACAGGCAAAGAUAAGGGACAUAUAGACACGGGCAAAGAUAAGGGACAUAUAGACACAGGCAUAGAUCAGGAACAUAUAGACACAGUCAAAGAUGAGGGACAUUUAGACACAGUCAAAGAUGAGGGACAUAUAGACACAGGCAAAGAUAAGGGACAUAUAGACACAGUCAAAGAUAAGGGACAUAUAGACACAGGCAAAUAUAAGGGACAUAUAGACACAGGCAAAGAUAAGGGACAUAUAGACACAGUCAAAGAUGAGGGACAUAUAGACACAGGCAAAUAUAAGGGACAUAUAGAAACAGGCAAAGAUAAGGGACAUAUAGACACAGUCAAAGAUGAGGGACAUUUAGACACAGUCAAAGAUGAGGGACAUAUAGACACAGGCAAAUAUAAGGGACAUAUAGACACAGUCAAAGAUGAGGGACAUAUAGACACAGUCAAAGAUGAGGGACAUAUAGACACAGUCAAAGAUGAGGGACAUAUAGACACAGGCAAAGAUAAGGGACAUAUAGACACAGUCAAAGAUAAGGGACAUAUAGACACAGGCAAAUAUAAGGGACAUAUAGACACAGUCAAAGAUGAGGGACAUAUAGACACAGUCAAAGAUGAGGGACAUAUAGACACAGUCAAAGAUGAGGGACAUUUAGACACAGUCAAAGAUGAGGGACAUAUAGACACAGGCAAAUAUAAGGGACAUAUAGACACAGUCAAAGAUGAGGGACAUAUAGACACAGUCAAAGAUGAGGGACAUAUAGACACAGUCAAAGAUGAGGGACAUAUAGACACAGGCAAAGAUAAGGGACAUAUAGACACAGGCAAAGAUAAGGGACAUAUAGACACAGGCAAAGAUGAGGGACAUAUAGACACAGGCAAAGAUAAGGGACAUAUAGACACAGUCAAAGAUAAGGGACAUAUAGACACAGGCAAAGAUAAGGGACAUAUAGACACAGUCAAAGAUAAGGGACAUAUAGACACAGUCAAAGAUGAGGGACAUAUAGACACAGGCAAAUAUAAGGGACAUAUAGAAACAGGCAAAGAUAAGGGACAUAUAGACACAGGCAAAGAUAAGGGACAUAUAGACACAGGCAAAUAUAAGGGACAUAUAGACACAGUCAAAGAUGAGGGACAUAUAGACACAGUCAAAGAUGAGGGACAUUUAGACACAGUCAAAGAUGAGGGACAUAUAGACACAGGCAAAUAUAAGGGACAUAUAGACACAGUCAAAGAUGAGGGACAUAUAGACACAGUCAAAGAUGAGGGACAUAUAGACACAGUCAAAGAUGAGGGACAUUUAGACACAGUCAAAGAUGAGGGACAUAUAGACACAGGCAAAUAUAAGGGACAUAUAGACACAGUCAAAGAUGAGGGACAUAUAGACACAGUCAAAGAUGAGGGACAUAUAGACACAGUCAAAGAUGAGGGACAUAUAGACACAGGCAAAGAUAAGGGACAUAUAGACACAGGCAAAGAUAAGGGACAUAUAGACACAGGCAAAGAUGAGGGACAUAUAGACACAGGCAAAGAUAAGGGACAUAUAGACACAGUCAAAGAUAAGGGACAUAUAGACACAGGCAAAGAUAAGGGACAUAUAGACACAGUCAAAGAUAAGGGACAUAUAGACACAGUCAAAGAUGAGGGACAUAUAGACACAGGCAAAUAUAAGGGACAUAUAGAAACAGGCAAAGAUAAGGGACAUAUAGACACAGGCAAAGAUAAGGGACAUUUAGACAGGCAAAGAUAA